AAACGCGGAAGGAAGAGUGAGAGAGAGAUAUUAGAGAGAGAGAGAGAGAGAGAGCGUGGAAGUGCUUUUUGAAUUUUCCCAAUCGCCCUUCAAUUCACUCCCAACAGAACCCAAACCCCAUUCCUUCAAUUCUAGAGAGAGAAUCUCCGAGAUCUACUCCCUCUCUUCACACAGAUCGUACCCUCCGUCUGGGUUUAGGGUUCGGUUUCGAUCGAUCCCUAUUCGAAUUCGAUUCACCUUCUUCCUCCUCCGUUUUUUGAUCCGUUUGGUUGACCUAUGGCGGCGAUCGAUGACUUGUCGGAGCUCGCUGAUUCGAUUCGCCAAGCCGCGGCGCUCCUCGCCGACGAAGACGUCGAUGACUCCAACUCCUCAUCUUCCAGACGGCCUUCCACUUUCCUCAACGUCGUCGCUCUCGGCGGUGUCGGAGCUGGUAAAUCCGCUGUUCUCAACAGUUUGAUUGGACAUCCCGUUUUGCCUACUGGCGAAAACGGAGCUACUCGGGCUCCUAUAUGCAUUGAUCUGCAGCGAGAUACUUCGUUGAGCAGCAAAUCGAUUAUCAUACAGAUUGACAAUAAGUCCCAGCAAGUCUCUGCAACUGCUUUAAGACAUUCGUUGCAGGACAGAUUGAGCAAGGGCUCCACGGGCAAGAGUCGGGAUCAAAUACUUUUGAAGCUACGCACUAGCACAGCACCACCUCUUAAGUUGGUUGAUUUACCUGGGUUAGAUCAGCGUAUCAUGGAUGGAUCGAUGGUUAGUGAAUAUGUGGAGCAUAAUGAUGCCAUUUUGCUAAUUGUUAUACCUGCAUCUCAAGCACCUGAAGUUGCUACAUCUCGUGCUCUUAGAGUUGCAAAGGAAUAUGAUAGCGAAGGUACCAGAACUGUUGGUGUUAUCAGUAAAAUUGAUCAAGCUGCAGCAGACCAGAAGUCACUAGCUGCAGUUCAAGCACUUCUAAUGAAUCAAGGUCCUCCAAAAGCAUCAGAUAUCCCUUGGGUUGCAUUGAUUGGUCAAUCAGUUUCAAUAGCUACAGCUCAGUCUGGAUCUGCUGGUUCUGAAAGUUCCUUGGAAACUGCAUGGAGAGCAGAGAGUGAAAGCCUCAAGUCCAUAUUGACAGGAGCUCCUCCGAGCAAGCUUGGAAGGAUAGCUUUGGUUGAUGCCCUGGCACAGCAGAUUCAGAAUCGUAUGAAGCUUCGGGUCCCUAACCUUCUUUCUGGGUUACAAGGAAAGUCCCAGAUAGUUCAGGAUGAAUUGGCGAGGCUUGGUGAGUCAAUGGUCACCACUUCAGAGGGUACACGUGCUAUAGCCUUGGAACUUUGCCGUGAAUUUGAGGAUAAGUUCCUACAACACAUUACCUCUGGCGAGGGAGCUGGUUGGAAAAUUGUUUCCUGCUUUGAGGGGAGAUUUCCUGAUAGAAUGAAGCAAUUACCUUUAGAUAGGCAUUUUGAUAUCAACAAUGUAAAGAGGAUUGUGUUAGAAGCUGAUGGUUAUCAGCCUUAUCUUAUUUCCCCUGAAAAGGGAUUAAGAUCAUUAAUCAAAGGUGUUCUGGAGCUCGCAAAAGAACCAUCUCGUCUUUGUGUUGAUGAGGUACACCGUGUCCUAAUAGAAAUUGUGUCUUCUGCUGCCAAUGCUACUCCUGGUUUAGGAAGAUAUCCGCCUUUCAAGAGAGAGGUUGUAGCUAUUGCUACUGCUGCACUAGAAGUGUUUAAGAAUGAAUCGAAGAAAAUGGUGGUUGCACUAGUUGAUAUGGAGCGUGCUUUUGUGCCACCACAACAUUUCAUUCGCCUGGUACAAAGGAGGAUGGAAAGGCAACGUCGAGAGGAUGAGCUGAAGGGCCGACCCUCCAGAAAAGGGCAGGAUGCAGAGCAAUCUAUACUUAAUCGGGCCACCAGUCCCCAAACUGGUGCAAGCAUGAAAUCAAUUAAGGAGGAUAAGGAUAAGGAUAAGGAGAAAGACAAAGACAAAUCAAGCCAGGCAGAGAAAGAAGGGCAAGAAGGCUCUGGUUUAAAGACUGCUGGACCUGAAGGAGAAAUUACAGCAGGAUUUUUGUUAAAGAAAAGUGCAAAAACUAAUGGUUGGAGCAGGCGAUGGUUUGUGCUUAAUGAGAAGACAGGAAAGCUUGGGUACACCAAAAAGCAAGAGGAAAGGCAUUUUCGUGGUGUUAUUACAUUAGAGGAAUGUAACAUUGAAGAGGUUUCAGAUGAAGGCGAUCCUCCACCAAAAAGCUCAAAGGACAAGAAGUCUAAUGGACCUGAUUCUGGCAAAGUCAACCUUGUAUUUAAAAUUACUAGCAGAGUUCCUUAUAAAACCGUUUUGAAAGCGCAUAGUGCUGUUCUUUUGAAGGCUGAGAGCACAACUGAUAAGGUUGAAUGGAUUAAGAAGAUAAGUAACGUUAUACAAGCAAAGGGAGGACAAAUAAGGCUUUCAUCUGAAGGCUCUACCAUGAGACAGAGCCUCUCUGAUGGUUCCUUGGACACCAUGGCUCGAAGACCUGCUGAUCCUGAGGAAGAACUCCGGUGGAUGUCCCAAGAAGUUCGUGGCUAUGUGGAAGCAGUUUUAAACAGUUUAGCUGCUAAUGUACCAAAGGCCAUUGUCCUUUGCCAAGUUGAAAAAUCUAAGGAAGACAUGCUGAAUCAAUUAUAUAGCUCUGUCAGUGGUCAAAGCACGGCUAAGAUUGAGGAGCUGCUUCUAGAAGAUCAAAAUGUAAAACGCAGAAGAGAGCGUAUCCAGAAACAAUCCUCGCUUCUUUCUAAAUUAACACGCCAAUUGAGUAUUCAUGACAACCGAGCAUCUGCUGCCUCUAGUUGGUCAAAUGGCAGUGCAGAGAGUAGCCCAAGAAGCAGCAGUGGACCAAGUGAUGACUGGAGAUCUGCCUUUGAUGCAGCUGCCAAUGGCCCUGUUAGCCGCAGUGGCUCAUCGAGAUCUGGAUCCAACGGUCAUACUCGACAUAAUAGUGAUCCUGCACAAAAUGGUGACUCUGGUUCAAACUCGGGAAGCCGUCGAACACCCAAUCGACUACCUCCUGCUCCACCAGGUUCCUCGGGUUACAGAUAUUAACGAAUAGCCGGCUGGUGAUUGCUUGACAAUUCAUGUUUUGAUACAUUUUUGGAGGGUGAGACUGCUCCCGCCCCAUUUCAUAUACCUUUGAGGAUAAGGUCGUCCAAUUCUUUGUUUCUGCCAGGGUAUUUAGGUUAUGAGGAAUGUUUGUGUAAAUAGAAGACUAGUUUGUUAGUAUAUAUGUUUUCCGGGCUUGUCUCAUUUCCGGGAAGUAUGGAGUAUCAACGCCGAACUUGAAUACAUUUAUCAUGUUUUGCUAUUCAAUAUUCUUUCUUUUUACACUUAUACCUUCUAAUGUUUCUUUUUCACUUAUGCUGGUUUUGGGAACUUGCACUCAUUUUUGUAUGCAAACGGUGUAUCAUGCUCUCCUAAGAUUGGAACAAUUGCCAAUGGGUUUAUUAGAAACAUUUGGAGUAUUUUAUUCA
Messenger RNA from Lotus japonicus, 3476 nucleotides. RefSeq names its product dynamin-2B-like. Gene Ontology annotation, cellular component: cytoplasm; membrane; microtubule. Bases 277 to 3051 code for a protein of 924 amino acids. The record is from RefSeq and is a predicted model, not a curated record. The transcript has 22 exons. Gene Ontology annotation, molecular function: GTPase activity; GTP binding; microtubule binding. Lineage: Eukaryota; Viridiplantae; Streptophyta; Magnoliopsida; Fabales; Fabaceae.